UUCUAACCCACAAACAGAAGUACCAUCAGAGGGAGGGAGAGAGUGAAAAGGGGAAGGGUGGUUGAGUGAUUAUGUGCUAAUGAGGUGCAUGUGUUUGAGUGGAGAGGUACGCCACUCUCUCUUUCCUUUAAGAGCUUUACCACUUCAGCCAACAUCCUGAAGCGGGCCACUCGGCUCUCUACCCCCUCCUCUCCCCUCUCCUCCGGACCUCCGCAUGGACUCAAGCAGCUUGGAGAGAAGGCAGUGAGGACUGAGGAAGGCAACUUUUCAAAAGAGAGAUAAAUGGUGAGAGGGACAUCUGCUGUUGGUUGCCUGGACUAAAGUGUUGGGAAUCACAAUAGGAGUCAAUCCCCUUUUCCUGUCUGGGUUUUCUUUCUUCCUUCACGAGGACCAGCGGGAGCAAUAAUCGGGCUGAAGAAUACUUCUGGAUGCAACGGCAAAGACAAGGACCAGCCAAAAGAGCAGAAGAGAAAGUGUUAAAACAGAGACAGGAGCAGCAGGAGUUGGACUGAGAAGACAAGAGGAAGGUAGAGUCAAAGUCUUGAGGGACACUUUAACAAGUGACAGAACAGACAAAUUAUCUAAAUAUAUAUAGGCAGAUGUAGAGGACCAAAAGGGACAAAUCACCUGACUCACAUCUCUUCUCUGCUAGGAGAAGCAACCUCCUUCUUCCCCUCCCACCCUCCCCUUUCCCUCUCCUCUGACAUGGGCCGCCUGCUGGUCCUGACCCUUGCCUAUCUGGCCUCCUGGCUGGCCACCGUGAUCGGCUCGGAACGCCAACAGCACCACGUGCAACACGGCCCCUGCAGAUACACCUUCAUUCUUCCCGAGGUGGAGCACUGCCACCCCUUACAGGACUUCCAGGUCACCAACACCCUCCAGAGGGACUCGCCGCCCGAGGCAGAGCCUGAUACAAGCCAAUCCAAGACGAGUAAGGCCCAGAAGGAGAGGUCCUUCUGGCAGGAGAGGAAGCUGGAAAAUCUAGAAAGUGCCAUGGAGAAUAACACCCAGUGGCUGCAAAAGCUGGAGCACUUCAUCCAGGAGAAUGUGCGUUCUGGGAUGGAGGAAAUGAAAAGAACUGCGGUACACACCCAGACAGCUGCCAUGCUGGAAAUGGGAACCAACCUCCUCAGCCAAUCAGCGGAGCAGACUCGCAAACUGACAGACGUUGAGACCCAGGUGUUAAACCAGACGAGUCGCCUGGAGAUCCAGCUGCUCGAGUACACACUCUUCACUAACCGCCUGGAGAAACAUAUUCUCCUGCAGACUCAGGAGAUCUCACGCCUCAGCGAUAAAAACAGUUUUCUGGAACAGAGGCUGUUGGCGCUGGAGGCUAGGUAUGGGAGGGAGUUGCAGGGCUUGCAGAGCGAAAAGCAGCAGCUUCAAGAGCUUCUGGAGAGGCAGAGUCGACUGGUCAGUCAGUUCCAGGGUGAACUGGGCAGCUCCACGCUAAACGGCACCUCACUGCAGAGACAGCAGGUCGCGCUCACAGACACCGUUCAGCAGCUGCUGGCGCUGGUCAACCACUGCAAUGAAAUCACCAAUAUGCCCAAGGAGGAGCCGCUCAGUUUCAGGGACUGCGCGGACAUCCUGCGAUCUGGAGUGACAGCGAGUGGAAUAUAUAGCAUACGCCUCCCUAACUCCACGCAGACUGUCAAGGUGUUCUGUGACAUGAAGACUAGAGGUGGUGGGUGGACGGUGCUGCAGCAUCGGAGAAACGGCUCCGUUAACUUCCAUCGUGGGUGGAGAGACUACAAAAUGGGCUUUGGAGAGCUGUCUGGGGAACACUGGCUCGGGAAUGAUAUCAUCCACAGGCUGACCAGCUCCCAGGAAUACAGCCUGCAUGUGCAGUUAAAGGACAGAGAGGGGAACGAAGCUUUCUCACAUUACGAUCGCUUCUACACAGACGGAGAGGACAACAACUACAGCCUUCAUGUCGAGGGCUUCAGUGGCACUGCUGGACGGACCAGCAGCCUCACCCACACUGGCACCCAGUUCAGCACCAAGGACAGAGACAACGACAGCUGCACCUGCAAGUGUGCCCAGCUCGCAUCUGGAGGUUGGUGGUUCGAGGCUUGUGGCCCAUCCAACCUGAACGGCAUCUAUUACCCCAGCUCAUCCAGUGUGGUUCGCUACAACGGCAUUAAGUGGUACUAUUGGAAGGGUCCAAAUCUGAUGGCAACCACGACAACCAUGAUGGUGCGCCCGGCAAACUUCUGACGACACUGGCUCUUUCAUGAUGUCAGAUUAUAAAGUGAAUGUCGCCUCUGAUGAAUAUUCUGAACCUUACUCAAUAGUAAUUGAAUCUGAGUGUUGGUGGUUUCAGCUUCUGGACAUCUUGUACGGGGACGUUCGCAAUUGCUUGAGCAGAUGUACCGACACUUUAUCAAAUGACUGGUUUUACUGAAUUACUGAGUGUGAAAUUCAACCAACACUAUUUAUUAACAAAAGGUGGCCAGACUAUAUUUUAAUACGGAUUGUUCAGCUGAGAGAGCAACGGGCUUUGCUACGGAUGACAAAAAUACAACUAACAUCAGAUUAUGCAGUUACAUAUGACCAGUUACUCAGCCCAAAAUAAAAUAAAAUUGAAUAAUGGAUAAAUGUUUAGAGACACUUUAUCUUAAUACCUAUUUUUAUAUUAAAGUAUGAAAACUUACAUUGUGUUUGAUGUAAAUAAAUGUGACCAAUAACUCACAGCCUUGUAUAUAGUUUACAAAAAGUCAACUGAUAAUCUACUAGAAAGUUUCAAUUUCACACUAAAUGCUUUAUUAACUUGGAUUGUGGUACUUGUGUUACAUAUGAUGUCAGAUAUUAAGUUAUAAUUCUUCUAUGCAAUGGCCUGUUUGGAACUUUAUGCCAGUGGCAUUAUCAGACUGUAAAACGGCAGUCCUAGUUUAAAACUGUAGUUCAGUCCAUACACAAUGUAAUGUAAGAUUAGCAAUAGCGACUUCAAUGGUUUACCACUGCUAAUAAAACAACACCAUAAGAACAGCAACAACAACAGGCUUUGCCCUUUGCUGUAUCUUCCAGAGGGCCUUUCAGAAUGAAAUAUUCACGAUUCUUUCCAGGCACACCUGUCAUAAAACUUUAUUUGUGAGAGAUUUUUUCUCAUAAAAGUAAAUCAUACACUUUCACUGGUGUGAUUAACUUUAAAAAAAUGAAACAUUUGUAAUAACAUCUGGGAACAAAGCUGUAAAUAAAAAUUUUACUUUGUAAAAAACAAUAAAAUCAUAUAUCUUCUUGGGUGCCUAUAAUCCACAGUGCCAGGUGCUUGUUACCAUGUAAGCUACAUAAACUCCAACAAGCCACACAUGCUGGUCUCAGGAAGUAAAAGGGGUACUGCCGACCAUUGGUCUGAUGAAUCAUCCACUAAGAGUGGUCCCUGUGGUACCCAUUAGAAAGUGGAUGGUUUCACCUCCAGUAACUCUGACCUGGAUAUCCCUGUGUACGCUGGGGACAGCAGCCCUUGCAAACUGGAAGAAGACACGCACGUUGGCUGUCCAUGUCUGCAAUGUGCUAAUUGUUCAGUCACUUUAUUAUUCCAAAUGGGAAAACUGCUCUGCAGUCA
Etheostoma cragini (Arkansas darter) is the source of this 3568-nucleotide messenger RNA. It is a transcript of the gene angpt2b, whose product is annotated as angiopoietin 2b. The record is from RefSeq and is a predicted model, not a curated record. Gene Ontology annotation, molecular function: receptor tyrosine kinase binding. The transcript is spliced from 9 exons. Gene Ontology annotation, biological process: Tie signaling pathway. The coding region runs from base 706 to 2220 and encodes 504 amino acids. NCBI's taxonomy places the organism in Eukaryota, Metazoa, Chordata, Actinopteri, Perciformes, Percidae.